Rosa chinensis is the source of this 3792-nucleotide messenger RNA. RefSeq lists its product as uncharacterized. The coding region runs from base 333 to 3473 and encodes 1046 amino acids. Gene Ontology annotation, molecular function: protein binding. The transcript is spliced from 10 exons. Lineage: Eukaryota; Viridiplantae; Streptophyta; Magnoliopsida; Rosales; Rosaceae. The record is from RefSeq and is a predicted model, not a curated record.
AUCGUGCUAAUGUUGCGUUCAAAUCGCACGAUUUGGGAAGUUACAAGCACUUUUUCCAUGGAGAAAUUAAUCGUCGUACAGUUGUCAAAUUGAUUGUUGCAUGUAACGCCUCGACGACGAGUGUUUGCCAUGAAUUCAUUUGCAGAAAAGCAGAUAACUUUACUCUUAGAGGGUACCUUGAAGGGCAUUAUAAACUUGAUUGUGAUGCUUGAAUUGGAGAUGUGAAAAUUUUUCUGAUUUGGAAAGAGUUCUGGGGUGGUGAUCUGCCAUAUUUCCUUCUUGUUGAGAAGAAAGUGUUCAUUUGCCAAAAUAUAUAUAAUACAGGGGUGAAAAUGGAAAGUGGAGGUGAGGUAAAACGAAGAAAGAGUGCCCGAAUUUCAGCAUUAGAGGAGGAAAAGAGGAAAAAAGCAUGCACCUUAGAAAGUGACAAUGUUAGCGAGGAUCAGACUCAUGUUAGAAGAGGAACUUCUACAGGCAGAAGGGGCCGCAAGCGAAAAAGACUUGAAGAUGUUGGCCUAUCAUCUCCACAGGAUAGUGAAGACCCAAAAGAUGAAGAUUAUUCGAUCUACGAGGAUGAAGCAGCAUAUCUGUCAUAUAUACAGGAGGAGCCUGAAACUCGGAUACUUGAGUUUAUCCUUGAUAUACUGCAAAGGAGGGACACAUGCAAUUUAUUCACAAAGCCUGUUGACCCUCAAGAGGUUUGGACCUAUUACAGGAUUAUUAAAGAGCCAAUGGAUUUUGGAACCAUAAGGACAAAACUUCAGGAAGGAAAAUAUACAAACUUACAACAGUUUGAGCAUGAUGUGCUUCUAAUAUCCGCCAAUGCAAUGCACUUCAAUUCAUCGACCACCGUUUUUUACCAAGAGGCUCGAGCUAUACAAGAGCUAGCGCAGCAGCUUUUCCAAUCUCUAAGAGCUGAUCCAGAACAGUUUCAGUUACAAUUCUUACUGACAAAAAGAGGCCCCGGUAGGAAGCCGCAAAAUCAAGGCAGAGGUUCACAUAGAAGCGUUCCUAGACCAGUUGGCCGACCGAGUUCCUCGCGUGGUCCAUAUAUUAGAAGGAAAAGUCAAGCAGGCUCAUCUAAUGCAAACUCUUCCAGAAUGAGAAAUGGUAGAAACUCGAACUUAAUGGAAUCAGAGAGGCGUGAAACUUAUAGGCUUUCGGAUGAGGAUAAAUCACUAUUAUCAGUUGUCCAUGAUUCUGCAAAGAUACUUCUUCAUGUUGAUAAUGGUGAUUCUGGAUAUAAAGAAAGUUUGAUGCAGUUUGCUAAAAAUUUGGGGCCAACAGCUCAAAUGCUAGCAGAAAGUAAGUUGGUACAAGCUUUCAGCCAACCUCCGAAUUGCCAGCCUCAAGCCACUCAUCCAAUACAAACCCAGAACUACAUGGCUCCUGCUCCAGUCCUAGCUUUGCCAGCACCAGAGGUACCUGGUCGCCUUCUCGAUGCUAACAAUAGUCACAUACAUUGUAGUUCCCCAUAUUACGUGCCCAACAGUGAUUCAAGUGAAAGUAAGUUGGCACAAGCUUUCAGCCAACCUCCGAAUUGCCAGCCUCAAGCCAACUAUCCAAUACAGAGCCAAAACUACAUGACUCCUGCACCAGUCCUAGCUUUGCCAGUACCAGAGGUACCUGGUCACCUUCUCGAUGGUAACAAUGGUCAAAUACAUCGUGGUUCCCCAUAUUACUUGCCCAACAGUGAUUCAAGUGCUUCAUAUUUUCACUGUGAUGCUUCUGCACAAGGAUAUGCAAGAGCCAGCAACGGUGGUAUACAUAUCAAUGACAGUGCUAACAGGAGAAACAUGAGCCCUCCUAGCACAUCCCAGUUAGGCAUGGUUCAGAACUAUCGUGACAAGGGAAAAAUGGUUGUUGAUCUAAAUCAAAACAUGGAGCUCGUAGGGACUGGUGAUACAGAAGCCAGGGCCCAUUCUCAAAAUGUAAACAGCAAUGUUCGGUUGGAGUCACAUAUCCGUGUUGUUAGAGAUUUCAGUAGUCCUGGGACUUCAAGCAGUGGCAUGAAGUUCAGGGCUGUGGACAUGUUGGGCAAGCCUAACCCCCUACAAAACCAGCAGCAGUUUCAGCAAGCUCAUCAGUUGCCUAGAAGUACUGGGACUUCAAACAGUGGCAUACUCUCUUGGGCUGUGAAUAGGUUGGCCAAUACUAGUCACCAGGAAAACCAGCAGCUUCAGCCAGCUCAGUUGUCUAGUACUGGAUCAUCCAACCAGUCAAGUUUACUAGAGAUCAUGGCCGGAAGAAGUACCUAUUUGAAGCCAUCAUCAUCUUCGUUGCGCUCUUCAUCUGCAAUGUUAUCAAGUUUGAGUGAGGCAUCAACCUCCUGGAAUGAUUUUGGCUCACACCUGAACAACAACAAUGCAGCUAAAUCUGCACAGACAGGUCAGCAGCUUCAAUGGAGCCAACGCAGUGCAGAACAAGAUCUGCAAGAAAAUUGUAGCUUUCUAGAAAUGCUUGGUGACGGCUGUAACCCAUGGGACAAGAGUAGUACACUUCUGAAAAACGAACAACAUCUUGAUGACGUUAAUUAUUCUUUGGGGAGUAAUGCAUUUAUGAGAGAUGAACAACAGCUUGGAGAGGUUAAUUGUCAAUCGGGGAACAGUACAUCAAUGAGAAAUGAACAACUGUUUGGUGAGGGUGGUGCUCAAUGGGGGAGCAAUACAUUUCUGAGGAAAGAACAUCAUCUUGCCGACAGUAACUUUCCUCUGGAAAACAAUACAUUUUUGAGGAAAGAACAACAGCUCAAUGGGGGUAACUUUCUGUUGGGGAAUGGUACAUUUAUGAGGAAAGAGCAACAGCUGGAUGUGGAGAACUUUCACUUGGGGAAUAGUACAUGUUUGAGUAAAGAGAAACAGCCUGAGAAUGGCAACUUCCAAGUGGGAAAUAGCACAUUUAUGAGGAAAGACCAACUUGAUGAAGCUAAUUUCCAAUUUGGGAAUAGUACUUUCUUGAGGACAGCACAACAGUUUGAUCAGGGUACUUUUCUACUGGGGAAGAAUUCAUUUAUGAACAAAGAACCACAGCUUGAUCGUGGUAAUGUUCAAAUGGGGAAUAGUACAUUUAUGAGCAAAGAACAAUUGCUUAAUGAGGGUACUUUCAGACAGGGGAACAGUACCUUUAUGAGCAGAGAACAACGACUUGGUGAAGGUUCUUUUCAAUUGGGGAACAGUACAUGUAUGUGGACAGAGCAACAGAUUGAUGAGGUCAAUCACCAAUGGUGGAAUAGUACAUUUUCGAGGACCAGUACAUUUUCGAGGAAAGACCACCAAUAUCUGGGGAGGAGUGAACAACAGCAGCCUGUGGAUGAGGGAGUAAUGCCUGACUGGUACAGUGCAAUAUGUUCUGCCAAUGAAAGAGCUUCUAGUAGUAGUAGUACUCAAUGGUACCAAAAGGAGCCUAUUGAUCAAUCUUUGCUGCCCUUGCUCUUGGUGGACAAUCAGCAGCCUAACUUGGCUCUUCAGCUGUGAGCCUGUGACUGAGAGUUCUUCAUUUGCCAACUAAGAAAGUAGCAAGCUCUGGCAGUGAGUUGAGCUUAGAGGUAGUAUUUGUAAAGAAUAAAAGGGUGUCUUUCAUUUCAUGUUAACAGUUAGUUUUUUCUACCCAGAGUAAAAGUGAGAGGGAGUCAUUGAACAAUUACAUAUCGGAACAAAUCAUAUGAUACUGUAUGUCACAUAUGGUACUUGCUUGUGCUUAUCAGUAAUUUUUCCCAUUUCCCAUUUGAGAGAAAUUGUAUGUUAUAUUGUAGAAUGUCUAUUUAUACUCCCCUUAAAUGGAAUUUCACUGAAA